Molecule: messenger RNA, 1624 nt
Organism: Setaria italica (foxtail millet)
Lineage: Eukaryota; Viridiplantae; Streptophyta; Magnoliopsida; Poales; Poaceae
Product: RNA polymerase-associated protein LEO1
Exons: 2
Coding region: 97-1557 (486 amino acids)
Source: RefSeq, a predicted model, not a curated record
GGAGAAGCCACUCCAUCUUUCUUUUUUCCUUUUCCUUUCUUCCUCCUCCUCCUCCUCCUCCUCCUCCUCCUCCUCUUCUCAUUCUGAUCUGGAGCGAUGGCAAUGGAAGAUGAAACACGAGAAGCAGCUGAUGGGACGGAAGUCCAAGUAGAAGCUGUUGAUUUAGGAACAGUCCAUUUUGAAGCACACCCAGAAGUUAAGCUUCCGUCUAUCAUGGAGAUCAAGAAUGUGGGAGAAGCCAUCGAUUCAACUGCAGGAACGUUGGAGAUUCCAGAGGACCAAGUUUUAGUAGAAGCACCCUCUGAACUCGAACUUCCUCCAGAACAUAAGCUAAAUGGCGAAGCAUCUUCUCCGAAUGGCCAUAUGGACAAAGAAGAGAAGAUUUCAAAUGCGCAGCUGCAUGAGAAUGAUCAGGAAGAAGCAGAACUAGAAGGGACAAGUGCCCAUCAGAGCAAUGGAAUCAAUAAAGAAGAGGUGACUGAUGGUUUAAGCCAUGGAGAAAGCACAACAGAACAUAGCAGCCUUCUGAAGCAUGAGAAAGAUGAAGAACCCAGGGAUGACCGACAAGAUUCAGAAGGUGUUACAGUGGAUGAUGACUUGGUUCAGGAAGACACACUGCAACCUGACAAUUCUAUUGAGCAGACAGAUGAUGGUCAGCGAGAUCAGAAUCAGGAGCCAGAAAAGGCAAACGAGGGCACACAACCUGCCAGCAUUGCAAACAAUGCCGAUAUUGAGGAAGCUGAGGCACCUACUGGAUUCCAAACUCCUGUGGAGCCACAUAUGGAUGAUUCUGGUGCUGUUCCAGUAACAAUUGAUGAAAAGAUAGAAAUGGAGGAACCAGCUAAGGCAGAUGAUGUUGUUCAUCCUGACCACAAAGAGAGCUUUCCAGAAGAAACAUCUAUUGCAGGACCUACAGAAGAGGUGGCCAAAAUGGAAGAUCCACAGAGCCAGCAAGCUGAUGCAGUGGAUGCAGAUGUGGUGCAGGAAGAGGUGCCUAAAUUUGAACAUGCUGAUGAGCCAGCAACCAAUGCUCAUGAAGUGCUGAAUCAAGAAUCUACUGAAGAAACUGAUGGCCCAGUGAAUGAAAAGACUGAAGAAACUGCGCACCAGAGUAACAUGGCAGUUCCUGAGGAGACAACACCAGAAAAUGACACAAUAACAGGGGAGCCACCUGUAAAUAUUCAAGUGCAGAACCAGGAAUCAGUAGAAAAAAUAAAAGAUGCUGAAGAAGUUGAUACUGGAGCAGCUAUGCAACAAAGCAGUGUUGCUUUUGACGAGGCAGUUCCAGAAGAUCAACAUAAUUUAGGUAUUACAAUGGAUGGUGACACCGUGCAGCAAGACACACUGGAAGCUAUUGAGCAAACAGAAGAUCCGCAAGGCCAGGAUCUAGAACCAGAAAAAGCAAAUGAGAACACACAACCUGCAACCAUGACAAACAUUCCUGAUGUUGAGGUUGUAUCUGAAGCACCUUCUGGAGUCCAAACUCCUGUGGAGAUCAAUCUGGACAACUCUGAUGCCAUUCCAGAUACUGCAGGUAGAAACACAGAAAACAGAUGAAUCAGCUAAAGCAGAAGGUACUACAGCAAUAAGCGAACCACAAAUGACUGAAACAGAAGAAGAACCG